GCGCCUUCAAGUAGAUGACGUCAGCACAACAGGAAGUAGAUAUCUCCUAAGAAGUAAAAGCAGAAGAUAGCUAACAACACAAUUAGCAUUAUUUUUUCCUCCACUUCAGCCAAUUUGUACAACAGUUGUGGGGUGGUCAGAUAAUGCAGCACCAGUGAGAGGAAAUUGACUCUGAUUCUUCACUAAUAAGCUAACAACAGCUAACGCUAAUGGCUGCUGCCAAGGUAACAACAGCUAACGCUAACAGCCGCUGCCAAGGUAACAACAGCUAACGCUAACGGCUAACGUAAGGAAAGCUAGCAGUCCCACGAGCUUCUGUCAUCACGCAGAUGAUGUCGGGACUGACAGGCGAGUGACAGUGCAAGUAUAAUUUCCCUGAACAUGGACGAGCCGAUGUCUCACAGAUGAAAGGUCUGGUUACAGCAGUUGAGCUUUGAGAGGAAUAAGUGCACUAAUGACAGAAUGGAUAUUAACCGAAGAUGGUUACACACACUGUCCUCCCCUAUUUUAACGAGUGAAGAGGCGAGAGAAUGCAGCACCAAGGGGAGGCCAGAGGUGAGAGAGGGAACGAAGAGAAAUACAGUGGAGAAACAAAGGGGCAGAACACAUCACUGUUGAGAAAGAGAAUGGGCACGGGGAGCGGGUCCUCUGCCAUGGAGUUAACCAUACUUCACCACCAUGUUUCUACAGAACCCCCUAACAGACAAAGCAAGCACUGGCUUUAGAGAGGGACAUUUUUCAUCAGUUUCACAGCCACCCUUUGCUCUUCUACCUGCCUGGAAGGUCCAAGGGUUGGAGAAGCAAGUGGACUUCUCCGACCUGGGCCCAGUGGGGUCUGUGAUGAAGACUCUCCCAUAUGGCAUGGGUGGAGGCCCAGUGGGAGGAACGACAGGUGGCAUGGUGAAGCCUCCUUACCAAACACGUAUCUUCUCCACUUCGAUUGACCAGACACCCAUGAAAUCCAAGCCACCCAACUACAGUUUCUUUAACCCAUACGACACGGCCCGGAACCAGUCCCUGCUCUUGGACCAGACAGGCUACCGCUCGAAGCGCAAGCCGUCACUAAAGACGGCCAUGAAGACCAAGAAGAUAUUCGGCUGGGGCGACUUCUACUUCAACGUCAAGACCAUGAAGUUCAGCUUGUUGGUGACGGGGAAGAUUGUGGACCACAUCAACGGGACGUUCACUGUCUACUUCCGCCACAACUCGUCCAGCCUUGGCAACGUGUCGGUCAGUAUCGUGCCACCGACCAAGGUGGUGGAGUUUGAGGUUCUCCAGCAGCAGCAGCAGCUGCACCCUCACACCCGGCAGGAAGUCCAGCUUCAGGAGACCCACCAGACCACCAUCGACCCCAAAGAGGCAAAGACCUUUAACUGUCGGGUGGAGUACGAGAAAACCAACAGAUCCAAGAAGCCCAAACCCUGCCUGUACGAUCCAUCUCAGACCUGCUUCACAGAGCAUACCCAGUCCCACGCUGCCUGGUUGUGUGCCAAACCCUUCAAGGUGAUCUGCAUCUUCAUCUCUUUCUUUAGCAUCGAUUACAAGCUGGUUCAGAAAGUGUGUCCGGACUACAACUUCCAAAGUGAGCACCCUUACUUUGGAUAAGUAAGUGAGACUAAACUGAAAAGAAAAGAAGAAGAAAAAAAAAGAGACAAUAUUAAUUACGACGAUGAUGAUUAUAAUGGUGGAAAUGAUAGUCAUAUUGAUUACUAUGAGAAAGCAGGGGACAGUUUUUUGCCUCUAUGCUGCUGUGAAUUUUGUGGAUUUAAAUCAAGUAUAAUCAGAGUUAAGGAUGGUUAGGAUAUGGCUGAUCUCUCUGACUUAUUUUCCAACUUUGUAUUUGCUAACUUCUGUUUUUAUUUGAUCUUUCCUUUCUGUAAAUAAUGUACUCAACCGCAGCACACUUACUGUUUUUAGAUAUUUGUUUCCCAGUGUUAUUACUUUUUUUGCCUUUGGACAGUUCGGUUGAAAACAGCUAGAAUCAGUAUCACGCCCUCCGAGUACAACGGGAGCCUCCGAGGCGGCUGUGCUGUGCCGUCACCGUGCGGCAGGCGUGAUGUUCUGGUAGACUGACUGUUAAUCAUCCUCUCGGCUCUACAUUUCAAACCCUGGAUAUAAGAGAGUUAUAUGUAUGAGAAAUGCUAUGCUGGAUAUGCAUACAAUAUACUGUAUGAAAAAGCACAUUAAAAUCUCCUAAACUAUC
Messenger RNA from Acanthopagrus latus (yellowfin seabream), 2203 nucleotides. RefSeq names its product neurexophilin-4. NCBI's taxonomy places the organism in Eukaryota, Metazoa, Chordata, Actinopteri, Spariformes, Sparidae. The transcript is spliced from 5 exons. Bases 679 to 1605 code for a protein of 308 amino acids. Gene Ontology annotation, molecular function: signaling receptor binding. The record is from RefSeq and is a predicted model, not a curated record.